AUUUUUCUUCUGAGUUAGGAAUGUUUGAUUUCUCCUGUUUAUUGCAGUUAUUGGAGGUUUUAGUUGACAAAAUUUUGUAAUUUCAACAACAAAGCUGGAAGAGUUGGUCUGUUCUGAUUGUCCUUCUCAAACACAUCAAUCAACAGCCCUGCGUCAGGAAGUGUCAAGACUCAUUAUGCUGGGUUCCAACAUCCUGUCUGAGUGAGGAGCUGAGAUGCUGCACAGAUUCAGACUGAGGAUCCUGCUGCAGAGCCUGACUCUGUUCCUGUUAGGUCCACCCUGUGAAGGCUCCUCUCUGGGGCUGACAGUCCACGUUGUGCCCCUGGAAAGCGAUGGAGGGAAAACGGUGCGGGCUCAUUUCAGUGCCAUCGCUCCCAGUCCCUGUCCAGCUUUGACUGGACUGUGUGCUGUAGGGGAGGACUGUCUAGUCCACCCUACCUCCUUACCUUUCAAUGGCACCAAACCCACUCCUGGUUGGUGUGUCCGCCAAUGGCAGAAAACUGUCCCCAGUAAUUACAAGGCCUCCAUCAGUUUAGGGUCCAACAGAGAAAUUUAUGUAUCAAUGAAAGCAGGACCAACGGUUCGGGCAAACAGUGGGAGACUCAAUCAGCCUGCUUAUGUUGCUCUCCCUCCACCACUAAGGGCUCGUGUGAACUGCCCCCACCACUUCUAUCUGUCUGUGAAAGACCUGGAUGGGGACAGGGUGCGAUGUCGCUUUGCCCAGCCUGAUCAGGGAGAGUGUGUCAGCUGCACUCAGCACUCCUUUAUAGAACUGGAUGAGGAGAAAUGUAUGUUGACGUUCACUGGAAAUGCACCAGCAGGACAGUAUUUCAUCUACCUGAUGGCAGAGGACCUGAUUCCUGAGCCCAAAACAAGCCAAGCCACAGACAACACACCCCUCAGCUCUGUCCCUGUGCACCUCUCUCUCACUGUGGAGGAGUCAACUUCCAGCUGCAUUGCUGAACCUGUGGCAACAGGUGAGACUCCCAUCAAGGACUCCACGCUGUUUGUUCUGCCGUACCAAGAGACCAAAUUCAGCAUCAGCUUCAUGUCACAGCUCGAGAGUGUUUCAGAAGUAGUGGUGGUUGGUCCCCCUGAACUCUACAGGACUGACUUCAAAUCAGUCGGCCCCCUGUCAACAAUGACCAUGGCCUGGGUCCGCUCUGAAAACAAACUGGCCCGCCUUUUGCCCAUCUGCUUUGCUGCAAAUACCAUGAGUUUGCAGUCAGAGGCCAGAUGCGUGUGGCUGUACCAAAGGGAAAUGGGAGCACUGCCUGCUGGAACAGAGCUGAAGUGUGAGAAGACAGAGAUGACUCUGGUGCUCCCUGUCGCCUCCCUGACUAACAUCAACGUGAGCGAAUUGCAGCUCAACAGCCCCACCUGUCCCGUCGCCUACAACAGCACACACCUGACUGCACACAUUUUCUUGAAUGGCUGUGGCACCAAGACUGUGCAUUCUGGUUCAGAACUCGUUUACACCAACACCUUGCGAAGUGUGCGUCCCUUCACUAUGGUCAGCCGCCAGCCCACCCUCAUCCUCCCUCUGGCCUGCCGGUUCCCUGAAACCCAGGUCAAGGGACCACAGUACAAGAUCGGCAUGCCCACAGAGAAGGAGACCUUUGGUAAGUUUAGGUUUUGGAUAGAAUUUCACUUCCCAGGAGAGGGGCCCCUGGGAAAAUUCACACGCAUUCCCAAGUUCCGCUCCCUGCACAUCUUGCCAGAAAGAGUGCGUCGAGAGGUGGAAUCACCAUCAGGGAUCAUCAUCACCUCCAAAAGCACCUCCAACAUCUCUACUAACAGCACCUCGUCUAGUGGGGCCAUCGGGUCCAAGAUUGAGCAGCUGGACCUCCAUGUGAUGUCCAACUGCAGCAUAAAUCGAGCCGAGCUCUUAGUGAGCAAUUGUAUUGAGUCUGAGACGGAGGACUUUGCAGAGACCAACCCCAUUCUGGAGCAAGGGUGUGCAACUUCCAACAGCACAUUAGAGAUUGUUACAACACUGAGCAACUCCAAAGUUUACCGCCUUGAUUUGAGCAACCUGGAGGCCAAAGGAUCAAUGAUGUACAUCCAGUGCACCGUCAAUCUGUGCAUCACCACCAUGCCCUCUGAGACAUGCCCCGAUCUGUGUACCCGCUCCAUCAGUCACAGAGCACUAAUUAACAGUGUGUUCACCAAAACCUACACCAUCCGCUCAGGACCCGUUAGCCUUGUGGUCACCACUCCUGCACCAUCCACAACUACACCUGUCAACACUGCUACAACCACUACUAAAUCAGUUGCAACUACUGCUUCUUCUUCUAUUACAAGUGUCACAGUUGCCCAGAACAGCACCACCUCACAUGCUCCAGAACAGACCUCAUCCAUGGCAGCAGGAGUGAUUUUAACAACAAUCAGCAUCUUUCUUCAAAACAUCUUUCUUUACUGAACAUGCUGCUGAUUGAUGAGCUAUCAUAACAUGGAGCACUACAUUUUCCUGUUUGGAACAUUUGAAGAUUUAAUCCCACGCAUGAAUUCCCACAAUUCCACUGUGUAUUCUAAGUUUUAUCAGAGAAUCAAAUUAAAGCCAGAGCACACUAUAUUACCGUAAAAAAAAAAGGAUUUAUUGCACUGCUCUAGAGCGCUAGUAAUGGCAGGAUGCAAUAAAAUAUUGUUCCUAAAAUGAGGCUUUAUUUAUUUAUUUGAUUUGCUCAUUUGAGGAGACACCAACAUUGACCACGGUCCAUGGGGACUUUGUUGCAUGUCACUCUGCCUCUCUUUCCCCUCAUGUCCUGACAGCAUGUCUUAAAAAAAUACUUCUAAUGCAAAGUAAGAAUAAUUUACUCAUACGAAAAAAUGAUGAUAAGUUCAUGAACGUUGUGGGGGAAAAUAAUUGCUGUAUUUGAAAAUUCAAAAUUAUUUAAGAUGAUAUAAGUGUUUAAUCAAGCAGACACUCUGACCCACUAAGCCUAGGAUCCAAUCUGAGCACUUGUCUAAGACCAAAACAACCUGUUUGAGACAGAAAAAUUGAGUUGAGUGAUGUGCACCUAUUGUACUUAAAUUUUAGGGUAACAAAGAAAAAUAUUUUUUUUCUGUAGCAUAUCAAAUCAAAUCAGGCUUUAUUAUCACUUUAGUCACUUUGCUGUACAUACAACAUAUUGGUAUAAUAUGAAUUGAUUAUUAAACAGAUUAUUACACUUGAAA
Messenger RNA from Toxotes jaculatrix (banded archerfish), 3177 nucleotides. RefSeq lists its product as uncharacterized. The record is from RefSeq and is a predicted model, not a curated record. The coding region runs from base 215 to 2422 and encodes 735 amino acids. Lineage: Eukaryota; Metazoa; Chordata; Actinopteri; Toxotidae. The transcript has 16 exons.